AUGGGUCAAGUCAAGAAGUACGCCUUCCGGCGUCGCCUGGAGAAGCACAACUACUCCCUGCUGGGCGCCGAGCUCAGCGACUCCGACGCCGACGAGACGCCGGUGACCCCCGCGAUGGAGGCUGCCGCGGCCGCCGGGCUCGACGCGUCGGCGCUGUCGCACAUGGAGGAGCGCGAUUUCGCGCACGUCACCAGAGGCGGCGCCGAGAGGAUCGCGCAGUACCUCAGCGUCAGGUGA
Messenger RNA from Micromonas commoda, 237 nucleotides. RefSeq lists its product with no specific name. The record is from RefSeq and is a predicted model, not a curated record. Lineage: Eukaryota; Viridiplantae; Chlorophyta; Mamiellophyceae; Mamiellales; Mamiellaceae. The transcript has a single exon. The coding region runs from base 1 to 237 and encodes 78 amino acids.